CUUACUGGUAUGUGCUUUGUCCCCAUAAGGAGUGCCUUACUGGUGCAGUAUACUGGUAUUCUAUACCCCCAAUUAAGGGCUCCUAAUAUAGACCUGGCCUUAGACCCACUACCAACCCUACUAAAGUGAUUGGGAGGCUUUCCACCCACUACAAUGGAUCAGACCCCUAAUGCAAAACUAACACAUCUUUUCUUGGUCUCUCUCUGCAGCAGUUUAUUUGUAAGGGAAACCAGGAAAAUGUCCUAAUUUGACGGUCGAUUCUUGUAAACAUCCAAUAAAUUCCCAGGGCUGGGGAAAGUGUCCCCUUUGGACCAUGUUGAUGAUCAGCUUCCUGGACCUCCACUAAACCUGUGGGGCUUAACCCCAGCUCUGAACUCCCCCAGACUUUGAGGUAUUUGAAAUCCGGAGGCUCUACAGUUGUAACAGAUGGGGAAACACUGUGUAGGCACUCUACAGGGUUAAAACCACCAGAUACAACAUGCCGAGGGGAAAACUCUCACGCACAUGAGCUAUUUUGCAAGUUGGUGCCUGCAACACAGUGUAAUGAAAGCGAGAGGCAGGGUGGGGGCGAAUAUGCUGCUGUGACUUCCGUGGGUUGCACCAGUGUAUUCAUUUGGAUCAAGGCAAAUGAGGAUGAUUUAUUUCUGCAGCAGCCACACUGUACAAUAGCAAACAAGAAAGAGGUCCCCAUCCCAAGGUUCAACAGUGUUAAGGCACAAAGGGUAGGUACCGCGAUGGUCAUACACAAGACAGGAUGAGAGAAGGAAGUGAAUGGGGUGGACUCAUUGGAUACAGAAGACAACACGAACUAGGUGAGCUUGUCUCUUGAAGGACAAGGGGAAUGCAUCUGGUUGAACAUUAACCUGGAGCUUAGCUAAGAACAUGAGGUGUCACAAAAGGAAGUACAGUAGCCCAGAGUGAGUGAAGGAGGCAAAGGGAGUAUUCACAAUAGUAGAUUGGCAGAGCAUACGGGAUGGGAGGGAGCAUAGGAGGAGACAAAGGCAGAGUCCCAGAGCACUUUGGAGGUGAAGAGGAGAACCUAAGAAGAGAGGAAGGGAGGGUGGAGUUGGAAGAAGGACAGAUCUCCACAGAGGGGCAUUGCUUCCACACUAAUGGCGAACCCCGUGGAAUGAGAUGCACGCUGGAUAAAAAGGAGAUAGCGAUCCGCAUGAAGCCCGUUUCUUCACCAUGGCCUGUGAAAGCCAAGCAGACGGAGCUGAGAAACAAAGUCCCCUCUCCUACUGUGGGACCCAUGCAGAUGACAGCUCCCUUCACUGGGUGAAAGAGUUUCACAAUGGCCAAGUGCUUAUGGUUCUCACUGCUAGCAAUACCUGCUCUUCCACCUUCUUUGAUAUGGAGCUUUGUGCAGAGAAACUGAAGACCUUUGGAAUUCAGAUGACAAUGGAUCAGUGGAGGAAUUUAAUUCAAAAUGCCAUUCUGGAACCUGAAGUAAGAAGAUACAUGUUCUACAACUCCAGAGCUUUUGGGAUAGCCAUUGCUGUGAUUUUCUACAUCUCAGUCUGGGCAAAUAUUUACUCCACCAUGCAGCUGUAUUCCUUUGGGUGCCACUGGGAAGUCAGCAUUCUGGUGACGUUGGCUGCCAUAGCACUCACUAUAGUUGUUAUAUUGAUUAUUGACCAACAUCAAAGGAAGAUACACGUGAAUACUGACGUGAGGCUGGCAGCUGCCAAUGAAGUCUUCAUGAAGCACAACUUACUUCUGGGGGUUGCAGAUGCCAUGGACAGACACCAGAACAUUCUACAGCUUUGCUUUGUCCAUUUCAACCUGGAGCAGUGUCGUCACUCCUUAGCAGGCUAUAUUACAGAACGGAAGAGAAACCACGAGUCAGCCCUGAGGCACAAUCUGGACCAGUUCUGUGUCACUAUGGAAACAGUGAUCCAGUCGGGUCAGGGAAGAGGAGAGGAGAGUUCGUCUGAAGAGUCGCCUCUUCUACCCAGUGACAAGAAAAGGACUCUGGUAUGCAGUGAACUGCUCCAUCUCAUUCCAGAGGGAGCUCCAGAGGUGAUGGCCCAGCAGCUGUUGGUGAUCUUCAGUGGCUAUUACAUUAGACUCUUGAUUAGUGGUCAGCUCCCUCAGGUCAUCAUGUUACGGCAUGUGGAACACAUGAAUAUUCCCUGCCUUUGCCAGUUCAUAGAGAUGAAUGUGCUUGACACAGGACACUGUUGGUUCGGGACCAGGUGACGUGAGGGGCCUGGAAAGAGUUGUUGCAAUUAAUACUGUUCAAAUACAGUGGUCCAUGGAAGAAGCCAGGGCAUAGGGAAGUCCCGGAGAGAGAUACAACUGCAUCAGGGAUUUGUUUUGACCAAUGAGAGGACAGUAAUGAGGUGGAGGACAUGACUUUAGUUAAAUAUUCAAAAUCCCAUUCAGAGACAAUAAAAGAGACAGAUACCUAACUGCCCAACCGCCCUCUUGAACAGGAGCCAAAUCUCAUGUGAAGAAGUGAAUUGUGCUGCUUAUGACUUCCUUACUUCUCAUCAGGUCUGUUGGCCAUCCAAUACAAAUAGUUGCAUUUAAGUGUGUUUGUAAUGAGCUAUCAACUCAUGCUGUGAACAGUGCAAGUAAGGAUCAUGCCUGGAUGAUGCACAGCAUGUAAAGUUCAGAUUGUUGAAUGUUUAAUGCAAGGAACAUGGCAAGAUCAUGGCUAGUUAAGUUUCCUCUUUUAUGCCCCACUCAUGUUCCUUUCAUCAUGCAUGUGUGAUCCUUGCAUUUUUCCCAGCAUAGGGAAAUGACCUGGCUGUUAUCUUUAUUUUCUUGCACAGACAUGCUCUAUUUUCUUUGGCUCUGAAGAUCAGAGCAUAACAUAUCUCAUGCUUGCUCCACGCCGGCAGAAACGCACAAACUCUUAGCAUCCCAUUUGUUCGGGACUUUUGUUGGUAUUUGUUAUUUUCUAGGCACAGACACUGCACUCAGCAUUGUACAAAACACAGAAGAUGUCACUACCUCUGACCUGGAGAAUUGUUACCCUAGGAGCAUGAUCAGAAAUGUUCCCCACGCCUUUGACUCUACCAGGAGUUAGGGGUGAUGAACAACUUCCAGAAGGUGCUUUAAAAGACAGACAACACGAAACACACUACGAAAUCUUAAGCAAAGUUCUUUAUUGAGCACCUUUUCUACAGUUUUGGGACAGUAUUUUUUUUUAUGCUAUCAUUUGUAAAUGACAUGGAAAAGGAAUUAGUUUUAAGCAGGAGACCAAAGUAUCUGCUUGUUACCGGGUUAAUUUAAUAAAUGGCAAGUGA
This is a messenger RNA of Trachemys scripta elegans, 3257 nucleotides long. RefSeq names its product transmembrane protein 268 (gene TMEM268). The coding region runs from base 1189 to 2202 and encodes 337 amino acids. Lineage: Eukaryota; Metazoa; Chordata; Testudines; Emydidae. The record is from RefSeq and is a predicted model, not a curated record. The transcript is spliced from 10 exons.